CCCUAACUCACGUUAACUGAUGACCUCGUAACCAUUCUGCCAGGGCCUUCUUUGCUUUGGGCAGACUCAACCCAACUUGGACCAUCCCAGCUCCUGCAACGAGAAGUGACGCCCUUCAUUCCCAGCCGACGGCCUUUGUCUGCUGUCAGCCAUUGGGAUUCCCAUGGUUCCGACAGCAAUGGCAUAAGUAAAAUACCAGAAGUUCCUACGGUAACGCGGCAUCCGGCACUUGAUUUCUUUUUUUCGCUUGUUCUGGCAUUUAUUGGGGAAUUUUCCAUCGGCAUCGCAUUGGCAUUUUCACCGGCGUCUUUUUCAGCACAGUCCCGAGACAUCGCACGGAAACACGCGUCUCCCGGACAGCAACAGCAGCAAGAGCAUCGAAGCAAAGAAAGAAAACAUGUCCUCAGCGGCUGGUCUGAGCAGCGUGCAGGGGUUUCCUGCAUCCGUGGCGUCGCCAUCGUCGCCAGCGUCGGCAGGAACGGGCCCUCGCCACCACCAGCGCUCGAAGUCGUCUGUCUUGCGAUCCCUCAUGGGCGGUGGCCACAAGCGGAACAAGUCGGAAGGAUCGGGACUCCCGCAGGCGCCCCUGAUCGCUCCUAUCGCGACCACCCCGUCGUUCCACGUUUCGCAGCAGAGUCUAGCACCCAGCCGAAAUAGCGGUGUGUUCCACGUAGGCUUCGACGCGGCGGCGGCCGCCGCCAUGGAGCCCGAGCGAUAUGCCCACGUCCUCGGCGAGCUGCAGCAGAACCAGCAGGAUCGGUCGCCCGAGCGGCCGCGGGGACGCGACCGUGGCGACCGUGCGCCGCCAUCGCCCACGAAGGGCGGCUUUUCUAGCAUCUCCCUGAGGCCCUUCGGUGGGCGGGACCGGUCCAGGAGCAAACCCCCCAAGACCGCGGACAACGCCAGCACCUCGCCGGCAAAGCCGAAAAAGGCCAAAUCGGCGACGAACCUGGCGGCGCUUCUGCGGCCCAAGUCCAUGAAGAACUUGAAACAGCUGCUGAUGGAUGAGGAACGCGGCGCCCGCAACGCCGCCAAGGAGAAGGACAAGGAAAACCGAUCGCCGUCCGAUUCGCUGGGCAAGGAAUCCAACGGCCUCAUGGGCCCGCCACCGCCCAUCUACGCGCAGUUCGCGACCCAAUACGUUGGGCCUCCUUCUCCGCAGAUAGAGUCCCCGUUCGACUCCCCAAUCAGAAGCGCGAAUCCUAUGGCAGAGCGGGACAGUGCGUCCACAUCGUCCUUAAAGAAACCGCGUCCGAAGUCGUUUCAGGCCUACGUGGCCCGCCGAGACGACGACACGCCCCGGUCGUCCGGCUCAGGGGACAGUCACAGUCGAGCGAAGCGGCUGACGUGGGGGAAGGGUGACCCCCCGCCAGCACCGGCACCAAAUCAGCCUGCAGUGGAAUCUAGGAGCAACUCUUCGACGCCGACUGCGGGUACGGCACCCGAGAUGCCCUUCAUCGACCCCAAAAACAUAGACAAGCACCUCGAGGACAUGCUGGACCGCCGCAACAUUCCCGAGAAUCAGCGGUACAAGAUGCGGAACCUGAGCGACGCCAUCAAGUUGGAGUUCAUCCGGCAGGAUUGGGCAGAAAUGCAGGCCAAGCUGGAGCGCCCGCCCUCGCAUGACGGCAGCGGCAACCAGCCGGGAGGGGGCGGACCUCCUGGGUCAGAGCAGCGUGACGACAGCAGCAAUGCCAACGGCAGUCCGACAAAGAGGGACAAGAAAAAGCACGGCCGGGGCCUGAGCCUAACCAUCGUCCGCGGCAGUGGCAACAAAUCAAACCCUUCGUCGCCCACGAAAAAGAAAGGAGACAGCAGCCUCGGCCGGCACUUCCGGGGCAAAUCGAGCGAAAGCUUGGUGAGCGAACCGCCGUCGCCAGCUGGCCCCUUCCCCGGCAGCAGCUUCCUGGCCAAGGUGAAAGGCCAGCAGCUUCCGGGCGAUUUCGUGGCCUACCUUCAGAAGGUGCAGAAGCCCGAGCUGGUCGAGGUGGGCAAGCUGCACAAGCUGCGGCUGCUGCUCCGCAACGAGACGGUCGCCUGGACCGAGGAUUUCAUCCGGCAGGAUGGCAUGAAGGAGAUUGUGGAGUUGCUGUACCGCAUCCUGGCAGUUGAGUGGAGAGAGGAACACGAAGACGCACUCCUGCACGAGAACCUGCUCUGUCUCAAAGCACUGUGCACCACGGACAUGGCCCUGCAGUACCUCCACUCCAUCCACUCCACCCUAUUCCCGGCCCUGCUGCACAUGAUCUUCGAUCCGGAGAAGAAGGGCCCAAGCGAGUUCACAACCCGCGGCAUCAUCACGUCUAUCCUGUUCACCUACAUCCAAGCUGCCACGCCUCAGGAGCGAGUCUCCCGCGCCCGCGCCGUGCUAGGCUACCUGCGGGACCCGGAGCCGAAGGAGGAGGACCGGCCGGUGGACUUUGUCCUCGAGAUGCGCCGUGAGCGACCCUACCGCGUGUGGUGCAAGGAGGUCGUCAGCGUCACCAAGGAGGUAUUCUGGAUCUUCCUGCAUCAUCUCAACGUCGUCGCCCUGCCGUCCGCCGAUGAAUCGUCAUCCACCUCUCCGCCGUCCUCCUCCGCCGAGCGGGCCAGCAGCGGCCCAGCAGGCGCCGGGACAUCCCCGUCCGCCGCCGGUGGGGACGAGGCAUCCAACCCUUCUUCCUCCGCAGACCCCGACACCGCCGCCCAGCACGCCUACAUGGCCCGGCACUUCCCCCGCGAACGCGCCCCCGUGCCCGCGGCGCCCUACGUCGGCGGCGUCGAGUGGGACGCCACCAACUACCUGGCCAGCCACCUCGACCUGCUGAACGCCAUCCUCGCCUGCACGGGCCCCACCGCGCGCGAGCGCAACGCGCUGCGCGCCCAGCUGCGCAUCUCGGGCUGGGAGCGCUGCCUCGGCGGCUCCCUGCGCCUGUGCAAGGAGAAGUUCUACGGCGCCGUGCACGACGGCCUGCGCACCUGGGUCGCCGCCGCCGCCGAGGACGGCUGGGACGUGCACGACGUCCGCUACGGCCCGCCCCCGCCCGAGCCGCCUGCUUCUUCUUCUUCUUCUUCUGCUGCUGCUGCUGCUGCUGGUGGGGCUUGCGGCGGGGAGAAGAGGAGCCGCAGUGCUUCGCCCGGGAAGAAGAGAGCCGUUGCUGCUGGUGGGGUCAACAAGAAGAGGGAGGCGCCGCCGAGGAUUGAGAUGCCCAAGCUCGACUUUGGCGGCGGCAUUGGGGGCGUCGCCGCCGCUGGUAUUGCCGGCGGCAGCAGCAGCAACAUGGUGAUGCUCUCGGGCGGACGGUCCAAUGAGCCGUGGGUGUUGUGAGGAGUGGGUGGUGUGUGGAGAUGGGCAGGAAGGGGGGCUGAGGGCGACACGGUGCGGGGUGCGGGACUGGGCAGGGCAGGGCGGGGAGGGGAGGGUACCUCUUCCGGUAACCUUGCUGGCUG
Messenger RNA from Thermothielavioides terrestris NRRL 8126, 3429 nucleotides. RefSeq lists its product as uncharacterized. Gene Ontology annotation, biological process: actin cytoskeleton organization. The record is from RefSeq and is a predicted model, not a curated record. The coding region runs from base 398 to 3307 and encodes 969 amino acids. Lineage: Eukaryota; Fungi; Ascomycota; Sordariomycetes; Sordariales; Chaetomiaceae. Gene Ontology annotation, molecular function: small GTPase binding; actin binding. The transcript has 2 exons.